This is a messenger RNA of Aspergillus ruber CBS 135680, 1640 nucleotides long. RefSeq names its product putative MFS monocarboxylate transporter. Bases 309 to 1640 code for a protein of 443 amino acids. Gene Ontology annotation, cellular component: fungal-type vacuole membrane. The transcript is spliced from 4 exons. Gene Ontology annotation, molecular function: transmembrane transporter activity. The record is from RefSeq and is a predicted model, not a curated record. Gene Ontology annotation, biological process: transmembrane transport. Lineage: Eukaryota; Fungi; Ascomycota; Eurotiomycetes; Eurotiales; Aspergillaceae.
CAAAGCUUGCAGAGAUGAAUUGACUGUGGUCCGUACAGAGUACUUUCUAGUAUCAUCUUGACGCCAUGGCAAACUAAGGCUAAAUCACAGACGAUGAGGAAUGGCCACGCAAAGGCCAUUUGGGGGGCAAACAGGCUGCAUCCCAAGCUUGCUUGGCCUGAACGUCAUCCGGAGGGGCUCUAUUGAUUUAUUUUAUUUUAUUUUUUGGGCAGUUCGUAUGUUUAUAAAAGCCUCGCUUUUUAUACUUGAAGACCCCAUAAUUACCUUUUUGCUCGUUUUCAUAUUCUUCUAGGGAACUGCAGCAAGCGAUGGCCGAGAUGCACGACUAUUCAACUAAAGAAGCCAUAACUAUCCGUUCCGCCUCGGAACCUGUGUCUGAGCUCUCCGAUGAGGUUCUGUCUCAAGAGGAUUCCCAGCUGCCCCCUGUCGACAGAGGGGUCGGAGCUUGGAUGUUCCUGGUUGCAGCCUUUGUGAUUGAAGGUCUUGUCUGGGGCUAUGCCUCCUCCUUCGGGGUGUUCCAAGAAUACUAUCAAACCCAUGCACCUUUUGAAGGUUCCGGAAGCAUCGCAAUUAUCGGAACCUGCGCGACAGGUCUCGCGUAUUUCCUCACGCCCUUCGUUAUUGGCCUUAUGAUUGCAUGGCCACGGAUACAAUGCUGGUUAUCGACAAUUGGGAUGGUGGUGAUGAGCUUGUCGCUCGCUGCUAGCUCAUACGCAACGAACGUCACGCAUUUAGCAAUGUCUCAGGGUGUGUUAUACGGAAUCGGAGGAUGUCUGGCCUUUACACCGGCUAUCAUCUUUACAACCGAAUGGUUUGUCAAACGAAGGGGGUUCGCAUUCGGACUGGUCUGGGGUGGCUCUGGACUUACUGGAAUGGUUUUCCCAAUUGCCAUACAGGCUUUGCUGGAUCGAUACGGAUGGGAAACCACGCUCCGCGUUUCCUCAGUGGGCCUAUUUCUUCUAGGUGGUCCGUUUCUCUUCUUCCUAAAGCCUCGCAUUCCGACGCGUACAUCGACCCGGCGUAGCUUGAAUCUCAAGUUUCAGUUCAACCGGGUGUACAUCAUUUACCAGCUGGCGAACAUCAUUGAGGCACUCGGGUAUUUCCUCCCGGCUGUCUUUCUUCCCUCACACGCCGCUGCGAUUGGAACUCACGGUAUCCUGGCAUCGCUCACUGUGGUGCUUUUCAACUUUACCACCGUCAUCGGCUGCGCCAUUAUGGGGUACAUGACUGACCGCUAUCACGUCACAAACUGCAUCAUGAUAUCGACCAUUGGGGCAGUAAUCUCCGUGUUCCUCGUCUGGGGACUGUCUGUUAAUAUUGGUGUGCUGUUCCUCUUUUCCUCUCUGUAUGGACUCUUUGCUGGGGCAUUCUCGUCGACAUGGUCCGUCGUUGCACGUGAGGUGGAAAAGACGGAGCCAUCGGCAGACCUCAGCAUGGUCUUUUCUUUCCUCGAGGCCGGCCGCGGUAUCGGGAAUAUCCUCAGCGGGCCGUUGAGCUCCGCCCUUAUCAACGGGCAUCCGUGGCAGGGGACGGUUGGAGGAGCUUAUGGCAGUGGAUACGGUGUGCUUAUUGUUUUUACCGGACUUACGGCUUUGCUGGGAGGAUUCAGCCUCUUUGCUAGAAUGGUCAAGUGGGUUUGA